This is a messenger RNA of Drosophila grimshawi, 1561 nucleotides long. RefSeq names its product early boundary activity protein 2 (gene Elba2). Gene Ontology annotation, cellular component: nucleus. Gene Ontology annotation, molecular function: DNA binding; transcription corepressor activity. The record is from RefSeq and is a predicted model, not a curated record. Gene Ontology annotation, biological process: negative regulation of Notch signaling pathway; positive regulation of neuron differentiation. The transcript has a single exon. Bases 155 to 1357 code for a protein of 400 amino acids. NCBI's taxonomy places the organism in Eukaryota, Metazoa, Arthropoda, Insecta, Diptera, Drosophilidae.
CAUAAAAUUCGCACAAAGCGAGUUUUAAAGGGAAUUUAUUCAAGGACGCACGUAAUUGUAGCUUAAUAUUUAAAAGAGAAAAAAAAAAAAUAGGAAAAACCCUUGCAGCUGCACAAAAUUUAGUUACCUGAUCUAUUUUUCUGUUACCUGUUCCAUGGCGAAUAUUCAUAAUUUCGAGAAUAAAAAUGACAAUGCUGAGGAAAUUUGCAUGCCAUUUCUCAACCAGCCGCAGACUUGGCCAGAACACGCGCUACGAGCAAAUUUCGCAGCUCAUCACAAUCCACCAAAUCCGCAGAGUUUGCUGCCAUAUCUGCAUCCGAUAUAUACGUAUAGCUAUCAGCAGUAUUUCAAUCAGUUUGUGCCCUACAUUUACGGACUAAUCAAUCCGGUUGUUAAUUGCAAUCUCAGCCAGCAAUCGACGCCAUCCACAGAGAUGGACAUUGAGAAGUACAUCAAUUAUGAGCUGAUCAAGCAGAAGGGUCUGAUGCGCAACCAGAAUCAGCGUCCUCGCAUCUUGAGUCAACUGCAGCUGCCCACCACACGCAGCAGCAUCAGCAUCAGCAACAAGAAGAAGCAGGAGCAGCAGCGACGCAUCAUCAAUGUUGAAGUGGUUGCCAUGGCGGGCAGCACAAGGGAAUUGGUCAAAACCCAGGAUGACAUCGAACCCUUGCCACCCGUCACAGCCGAGUUUAGAGCGAGUGUGGCCAAGAUCGCCAAGAGCCAGCAGCAUUAUACGCAACUCUUUGGCCGGCUGACGAACAUGUUGCAAACGCUGAAUCGUCGCUACGAUGGCAACGAACCGGAGCCGGAAGAGCAACAAGAACAGCAGCAGCUGAUCGUUGAAGAGGCACCGCCGCCGCCGUCGAAGCGUGCCCGUCACGACAUGUCCAGCAGUUCGUGUGAAUCCCACUUGGAUGUGGAAAUCAGUGCGCCACCAGCAACGCAUGCCCAGUAUCCACUGCGUGUGAAACUCGAGAACGGCAGCUCCAUAUAUGUGCUCGGCCCGCAUGGCACCCACAUCGAUGCCAAGGAUUAUGGCCAGGUGUUCUGGACGAGUGCACCGGUAGCGACACGCUGCCUGCUCGCCGCCGUCUUCACCAGCGAUGAGCUGGCCACGCACACACUUACCGGCAAACCAUCGCCGGCUUUCUAUGGUCGCGAACGGCCCGCGAAGAAGAUGUUGGAUCAGCGCCGGGUCGAUGACAUCAUUGUCAGUGUCCGGAAUCGGACGGGUGGCAAGGAGCGACACAUUAGAGCCACCAUUACCACCAAGUGUGCGGACACUGCCAAGAAGUACAAGCGUCGCGCCAAGAAGGCUGGCAAGGAUACUGUGGUUGUCAAGGACGAAUCGAUUUGAAGUCGAUAUAUGCUUAAAAUAAGUUCUUUAGCUGGAUAUGAUCGAGCUAUAAAUAUAUACAAUACAGUGAUCGCUCGCUAAAUAGUUAGCUUAAAUCCUUUAUCCUGAUUUUCUAUGCAAAACAAAUUCAUACUUUACUGACGAUUUUAGAUUGCUAAUUGUUCUUAAAUACACAAUAAACAAAUUGUUUGCCGCAAUAAAAAA